AUGUCGACCUCGACGACCACUUCCCCACUGCCGCUUCCGCAAGCCUCAACGCUUGGCGGUGCCGCCUCGACGCCCAUCGCCGAAGUCAGGACUCAGGCAUCGCCGCCCUGCAAACGCAAGGCCCUUUCGCCGCCAGAGGACCCGGCGGGAACCCUCUCGACCUCGGACCGCACCUCACCAGCCCCGUCACGGUCAUCCCCUCCGUUCUCCUCUUCGUCUUCCUCGGCCAACGCCACCGCAUCGGUCCCGACAACGGCUGCGACUUCCGCCUCGACCACCACCUCGCCGUUCCGGAACAAGCCUACCGACGAGGAGAAGCGCCAGCGCCGCGAGGCUCGCCAGGCCCGAAAUCGGCAGUCGGCGCAGAACUCGCGCGAGCGCAAGAAGGUCUAUGUCGAGCAGCUCGAGGCCGCCUCGGAAGCCCUGCGCGCCGAGAACGACCGGCUCGUUCAGCAGCUCCAGCAUGAACGCCUCGUCUCGUCGGCACUCAAGACCAACGCGCAAGAACAACAGGCCCGGAUCGACGCGCUCGAGGCGCUGGUCCGUGAGCUGCUCAAGGCCGGCGGCUACGCCCACCUCUCCUCGAUCCUCGCCGCCCUGGCCUCCAGUGCGGCGGCGCCCUCCCUCUCUUCCGCUCCCACCGCCACGACCACGCCUACCGGCGAGGGCAACCUCGCUGUGACUACCCCUUUGGCCGGUCCUGCCACGAUUGCAGCGCCGGUCGCGACCGCUCCCACCACGAUCCCCACCGUCAGCCCGUCGUCGACUGUCGACAGCGGCAGCGGCGGCGGAUCCGGGAGCUGCGUCGCGACCCUCGGCAGCAGCAUCGUCAGCAGUUCCGUGCCCGAGGCAAGUCCAGCGAGCGUCGCUCUCUCGGCAGGUCAUGUUGUUGUCGGCGAGCAGCGCCAAGAGCAGCCGGGUGUCGCCCCCUGCCGGUCCACCGCGAGCGCCGAUCAAGGUGAGAUGGACCAGCUCGAGUUCGCCAGCUUCAUCGACCUCAAGCAGCUCGGCGGCACCUCCAGCGACGGUGACGCGGCGGUUGAAGCUCAAGCUGCGCAUCCCGAGGCGGCUUCCCAGGCGGCUAGCGUAUCGGUGCCUAGCCCGGUCGCUCCUGCAGCAGCAGGUACCGCAGGCGGCCGCGUCAUGACGGCGGAGCCCGAGACCGAGUCUUCGAGCCUCGAGCUGGAGCAGAUGGGCACCUCGCCGGGCUUUGGACUCCUCAACUCGCCCUUUGUCCCGCACAAGAAGAGCGCGGAGGAGACGGCCACCGACGCCCUGCUCGCCGAGAUCUACGGCGCGUCGCAGCAGCAGCCGAAGCAGGAGCAGCAAGAUGCACACAAGUCGGCCGAGGAGGUACAGAUGCUCGAGUCGAGCGACGCCGUCCUCGGCGGUAGCUGGGACAGCGACCAGGCUGCCUGGUCCGCCCAGUCCGACGGCAUGGCGUCCCAAGGCGCAUCGCCUUUUGACCUGGUCGACCUGGACAUCGAGAUCGAGGAGCCGGGCAUGGCCAUCGCCCCGUCGGAUCGCCAGGCGUUCCAGCCCACCGCGACCGGUCAGCUGGCCUGGGACACGUUCCUCGGCACGAUCGCCGUCUAG
Messenger RNA from Pseudozyma flocculosa PF-1, 1596 nucleotides. RefSeq lists its product as uncharacterized. Gene Ontology annotation, biological process: regulation of DNA-templated transcription. Lineage: Eukaryota; Fungi; Basidiomycota; Ustilaginomycetes; Ustilaginales; Ustilaginaceae. The record is from RefSeq and is a predicted model, not a curated record. Bases 1 to 1596 code for a protein of 531 amino acids. Gene Ontology annotation, molecular function: DNA-binding transcription factor activity. The transcript has 2 exons.